Vespa crabro (European hornet) is the source of this 5588-nucleotide messenger RNA. RefSeq lists its product as uncharacterized. Gene Ontology annotation, molecular function: zinc ion binding; peptidyl-prolyl cis-trans isomerase activity. The transcript is spliced from 4 exons. The record is from RefSeq and is a predicted model, not a curated record. Lineage: Eukaryota; Metazoa; Arthropoda; Insecta; Hymenoptera; Vespidae. Gene Ontology annotation, biological process: protein peptidyl-prolyl isomerization. Bases 753 to 2582 code for a protein of 609 amino acids.
AGCGGAGGAGUGCGCGGCUGUGGUGCGUGUGUCGGUCGGUCGGUCGGUCGUCGCCGCUAUGCUAGUGGUUAGUUUAGUGAACCAAACAUCAUGAUGUGGCAAAACGUUCUCACGAGCUAAAAGCUGGAGUAACGCCGCGUUAACCGGCGCGCCGUCGUUAUGUUAUCCACAAUAACUCACGAGGUUCGAUAAAAAGCGUAAACAUUGUUAAACGCGAAAAGUACAAACAAACAAACACAAGCAAACAAAAAAAAUCCCUGCGACUAGAGUUCCACGGCAAGGAAGACGACAACGGCCACGGCGACGACGACAACGGCGACGACGGCGACGGCGACGGCGACGGCGACGGCGACGGCGACGGCGACGGCGACGACGACGACGACGAGGAUAAAAACGACGACAAGGAAAACAACGUACGGUCACCGGUACAACGACGGCGACGGCGACGACGACGACGACGACGACGACGACGACGACGACGACGACGACGACGACGACGACGACGACGAAGACAACCGCGACGGCAACAGUGGCAGCGACGACGACGACUCAUUCGUGCUUCUAUCUUCGCAAGUGGGAUUCCGCACUAUGUCAGUCCCGAUGUAAAUUAAAGUUGUAUCGUAUGUGUCGAAGUGAGAGAAUUACGCGAAGAAGAUAUAACCACCCUUACAACGAUAUAUAUCUUGGAAGUGACGAGUGUCAACGAUCAGCCUCCAUCGCGCGGUAAGGAGACGAUCACGAGCGUAUACACGAUGUUGGAUCCAAGCGUAUUGACUGAUUUGGAGGAGCUGACGCUUUGCAAUUAUUGCAAGCAGAAGUACAAUGAUGCCGAGCAAUGUCCAAAAUACCUUAGCUGCAAACACUAUUUCUGUUUGCGUUGCAUAGAAAACAAUUUGUUAAAGGGGCGCGAUCUAUUCUGUGCGCACUGUUGGAAGAGGACCGAUCUCGGUGAUCAAGGACCUGACGCUUUGCCGACUCAUUCUCCGCUCCUUGCCCUAGCCAACAACUUGUCACAUUUAAAGAUCACAUCGAACAACACGUCCAAUAAAUGCGUCGACAAAGAGAGAAAGAGUGAAAAUUGUCACACUCAUGGAAUGCCUUUGGCUCUUUGGUGCGCAACAUGCUGUACGGCACUUUGCAGAGCGUGUGCAACGCCUCAAGAACAUCCGGGACAUCAGAUUAAGUCGCAAACCGAUGCCAAAGAACAACUUAUAUCCGAUGUCCAAUUGGAACUAGUCGCCAUGGGGAAGCUGUCGAACGAGAUACAAAGACUGGCAAUGCAGCAACGAGAAUUCUUAAUAAAAGUAUUAGAGGCAUGCGUGACGCUGAAGACACACGUGGAAACGGAUCUACAGAAUGGCUGGAGUCAUUUUCCAGAAAUUACGGAUGCUCGUGAAACUUUAGGAAAAGCAAAGGCCAGUUUGUCGAUGAUCGAUAGCCCUAGCGACGUUUAUAGCUUGCACUCACAAUUGAUCGUCGAGAAGCAAAGGUUGCAAUCCAAGUACCAAGAGAUGAUGUUGCAAUGUCAGUUGGACGAUCUGAUAGGAAAUUCCGGAGUCGUUUUCGACUUUGCUCUUUUGAAACAAGCGUUGGCGGGUAUACAUACAGGAGAAUCGAUGGUAUCUCAAACGUCGGGCAAUGGCGGUAGAUUGGCCAAUCAUCUGACGGCUUCGCAAAAUCCUAUACUGUUCCUCGCGAAUUAUUGUAUGUCGCAGUUAUACUCGAGACAUCUCGUUAGCAAGCAACACAUGCAAAAUGGCUCGAUUGAAUAUCAUUCGGGUAUGAUGGGCCCGCAACAAGCUCCACCUGUUCACGUUCAUCAAGGUCCACCGCAGGCCUCUCAAAACAAUCCUCAGCAACAGCAGCAGUCGCAAUCGCAACAGCAACUUCUUAUCCCACCCGGUUCGCCGUCCGUAAAGCCCGUUCCACCUGCACCACCUAACGCCAUGUUGCAUCCGCAACAACAGUCGACGUUUAUGCCAGAAGCAGUAGGCGCUAGCGGGGCAAGUUUGGUAGCCGUCCACUCGUCCCCUCAACAACCACCGUCCACAGGAAUGGCGGCGUCUCUUCGUGGCCCAUCCAAUCCCUAUCCGCUUUAUUACUUCAACAUAGAAGUCAAUGGAUCUCCUCACGGCCGUAUCGUUAUCGAGGUGAGACCGGACGUCGCGCCAAAGAUGGCGAAGAAUUUUAGCGUAUUAGCAACCGGUGAGGUUGGAGUCGGUUACAAGGGAUGUACGAUAUUUCAAUGCUGGGAAGGGGAGUCGGUGAUAACGGGAGACUUUGAACUUAACAAUGGUCGAGGAGGCAGGAGCAUAUUCGAAGAUGGGUACUUUAUGCCAGACGACACAAAGUUUCCAGCGGUCAGAGGAACCGUGGGAAUGAGAAGAACGCAGAAACGUCAUGAUAAUCUCGGCAUGGUGGGCUCUCAGUUUCGUAUCAUCCUACAAGAAAUGCGAGGAUUCACAGGAAUUUUUGGCCACGUCGUGGAAGGGCUCGAUCUAGUUGAAAAGAUAUCAACGUUUGGUGAUCAGACUGGCAAGCCUACUAAGAAUAUUCUAAUUACGAACUGUGGUAAAUUGUAACGGCUUCUCCAUUACGUUUGGUACCGAAUGGUAACGAAUACCUAAUCAUACCUUACGUUUUUUCCCGUUCUAGGUAAACUAAAGGAAGUGUCGCGACGGUGUCACCGAGAGAAAAUCAAAAAGAAAAGAAACGGGCUUCUUAUGCAUAUUCCUUUUUUUUUCUCCCCCCUUUUCCCCCCCCCCCCCCCUAGGUGCGAUAUAGGGAAGUCUUAUGGACGAUAAUAUGUAUGGAGAAUUAUGCGCGUAAUGUCUAACGAAAAGAUAUUAUUUAAUCUCCAUAUGUAAAUUCUCAUUGGAAGACACCGUCGCGACAUACAGUUCCAAAUAAAUCGCGAUGCUCCGUAUGAAAUCACACAACUUAAUUAACUAUUUACAAUAGAAUCUAAAGAUGUUGAAUCUAUUUUUAAACGUGGACGCGUUAGAGAAAAUGAUGCUGCUACUACUACUACUAUUACUAAUAAUAAUGGUGAUGAUGAUGACGACGACGACGGCGACGGCGACGGCGACGGCGACGGCGACGACGAUGACGAAGAUGAUGAUGAUGACGAUGACGAUGACGACGACGACGACGACGACGACGACGACGACGACAAUUAUGACGAUGAUGAUAAAGAUGAAAGAGAGAAGAAAAAAAAAAAAUAAAUACCCAUAUUUUGCUAUUGAUCGGGAAUCACGAAGAUUCUAUGUCUACAAUAACGACGAUGAUCGACACAUACGUACCUCAGAUCGAUCGUGAUAUCGAUACGACUUCUAGCUGUACGGUAUUUGUUUUAGAAGAGGUUCGACGUUUAUUUUUGGCUAUCGGCGUAUUGCUACGUAUAGUUUAUAGAGCGUAUCGCGCGCUGCGAAGUUAAAAGUCACGUAGUAUGUCAGGAAGAAAGAGAAAGGUGACAGCGAAACUUCGGUGUGCGCUUCUAAUGUCUUAGGUCGUAGAUAGUAUAAAUCGUGUAAACGGGAAAUAACUAAGAAAUCUUUUUUUUUUUUUUUCGUUUUGUUUGUUUUCUUAAGAUAAACGUGCUUACGUGUGUAUCUUCUACGUACGUACGUAAACACGUAAAUCAAAAGAAAACAUAUUAAGGUCGGGGAUUAAAAUAAGGGUCGAAAGACGCGCUUGACUUCGAAUUAUCCGGUAACUGUGAUUCCGUACGCAGGAUCGUUUUAGAAGUUUAACAAAAACUAUCGAACGAUACGUAGGCAAGUUAAGAAGACAAUUCCGUUUCGUCGUCUUAUAAACGAUCGCGUAUCGUUCCAUUCCGGGAGGAAGAGAAAGGAGCCAAAAGGGAAAAAAGAAAAGAAUUAUUUGGGGAUUAGACGUGUACCGAAUAGCAUAGAAGGAAUGAUAAAGAAAUGUUUUGGGUCCCACCGAGAGAGGCUCCAAGAGAUAAUUCCCUUUUUGCUCUUUCUGUCGACUAGUAAAGUCGUCGUAAAUUAACUGUAUUUAAGGUUAGAUCUCAACAUGCAAAUGUAUACAAGGCCUAACUACUACUAUGUAGACCGUAAGCCUCAUCGUCUGAUCCAGAAGACAAAACGAGUGGAAUUAAUGGAUACAUACGUACAAACACACACACACACACACACACACACACACACACACAUACGCAGACAGACAGACAAAGUACGUAGAUAUAUACGUACACGCAUAUAUACCGUCAUACACACGUAUACAUAUUAAACGAAAUCAUUCCUCGAUGCUGUAUAUCGAAGUAUUACGAUAAUGUAAUGCGUUAUAGUAUUCGUCUAAAUCCACGUAAAAUCCCAUCGUUAUAUAUCGUACUAUCUCGUGUACAACGCGUGCGAGUGACGCGUUCUAAAAAAAAAGAAAAAAAAAAAAAAGAAAAGAAAAAAAAAAAGAAAAGAAAAAAAAAAAAGAAAAAAAAAAAAGAACGUGUAAGAACGAAAUGUGCGUUAAAAUGGCAAAGCACAUUACUCUCACACGUAUGUAGGUACAUAUAUGCACGCCCUCGUCGUCGCGGUUGCCUUUUUUGAAGAGAGCCUCAUUCGAUGUUGAACUUGAAAGUUUUAACACUUGUUGAUUAGCUGAAUAAUGCGUCGCGUGCGAUAGGAACGCAUUAUCGCGGCGACGAACGAAUGUAAGAGAGAAUUGCCGUUAGAAUAAUUACACGAAAGAAGAAAGAAAAAAAAAUAAGAAAAGUUACACGCAUACAAAAAAAACAAACAGCAAGCACGCACGCAGACACACACAUACACACACACACACACACACACGCAUACAUACAUACAUACAAGAAAUACGUACGACGAUAAGGAGGGUGCUCGUGCUCUCGAGUAAAUUUUUCUCGUUUCGGUGCAAAGAGACAAAGCGAAAGCCGAAUAAUAGUAUAGAGUAAUUUUUUUCUCCAGCUGAGAAAAAAUAUACGUAAACAAAGUUCGUAUAUAUCACCGAAACGAGCGAAUGCUACAAGGCCCACCUCUAUAUACACAAAGUGAAAAAAAUAUCCCACACGCGCGCGUAUAUAUACUACAUAUAUUUUUAUGAACGUGAUGAGGUAACAACGCAUAGCUUGUAAUAUCGAUCUUAAAUGACCGACAUUGGUUUACCCUCGCCCCUCGCGUUCGAAUUAAAAACGAUUGAGCGGCUAUAACUCUUAUUAAGUUUUUCCUUGCGAAUCUUCAAAUUCCUUUUUCCUACCUCUGUAUCCCAUGUCCUCCUAUCUAUCUUUCUUUACAACGACUUCCUUCUUAUCUGUCAGUCUGUCUAUCUAUCUAUCUAUCUAUAUCUCUCUCUCUCUCUCUUCUCAUCCCUAUCCCUACCGCUCCAUUCCCCCCUCUCUCCCCUUCCUCCUAUUAUGUUAAGGCGUAAUGAGCAUUAUAAAAAAAAUCGAAAUAUUUUGUUUAUAGUCUACGGUAAGCGUAUAUCCGUAGGGCUCUCGCUUAAACAAUUUUAUUAUUUCAUUAUACAUGCGUACGAGAUGAACGUUCGUUACCCAACUUAAAUGUACUUUUAAUCGAUGAAUUUUGAGUUAUAAACUGUUUCUCCCUUUCAAA